UCUAUUUUGCUUUCGUAAUAAAGUCAUAAUUUAUUUUCUUUGCCUUCUAUCUCCAUGAGUUGCAUAGCUUACCGACAAAUACGAAUUAUUAUUCAUUAGUUCAUCUAACUAAAAUUCCACUGGAGUAUACUUUCCCAAUUUGUUAUAUUUGUUUGGUAAAAAAUAAUAUUUUUUACCAAUCCAACAAUUGGUAGAAAGAAAUCUUUAUCCGUGAAAAGGACACUCAGAAAUCCCGUAACCAAACACCUCGAAAACUCACUGGCGGGAACCGUUUCCAAGUCGAACCGUACCGACUUGAGAGAGAGUUUUCAGGCUUGACAAAAGGAGUUGUGGCUACUGGCGGAUUCCAGUUGCCAGCAUAUUCCGGCGAGUGACGCUGAGAUGAUGACGAUGAGGAGGAAUGGAGAAUGGUACGCGGACGUGUCGAUGGACGAGAAUGGCGUCGAGGCAAAUCCUAGGAGUGGGAGACCCAAAGCCAGAGGCCUCAGAGCUUCAACCAAAUCCCUAGCCCACUCCAACCUCCUUCCCAACUUCUAUUAUCCUCUACGUUCUGUUGAGGGAUGGACUGUAUUGGUAACUGGUAUUCAUCAAGAGGCAGAAGAGGUUGAUCUUCUCAAUAUAUUUGGUGAGUAUUGGGAAGUGAAGAAUUUGCAACUGAAUCUGGACCAUCGCACUGGAUUUGUUAAGGGGUUUUCACUCAUUGAGUACGAAAAUUUUGAUGAAGCUCAGACAGCAAUAACUGAAUUGAAUGGAGCACAACUUUUUGGUCAGACCGUCUCUGUUAAUUGGGCUUUCAGGACUGGUCCCUUCAAUGGCAAUAAUUCAAGAAGAACACCGACUUUGACCCGUUCAAGGAGUCCAAGGAGGAGAUACUAGUUCUGUUCGACUUUUCAUCUCAGAAUAUGGAGAACAAGUGUGUGUUGAGGACCAUUUUUAACAUUCUUCCGCAUGUCAAAUGGCAACCUAUGAACUGUAUAACCCAUUGCUAUAAUUUCAUUACUCACAAUUAGGUGUACAUGGUCAAUAUUGGAACCUCUGUAUGGCACUUGUUAAAGAUUUUUCUAUUUCAGACAAGAAUAGGGUCUAUAUUGACUCUUGGAAAGUUGUGAAACAUUGCUAUUGUUAAUUGAUAUGAUCAACUUCUUAUGUUUCCAAAGGA
Messenger RNA from Ziziphus jujuba (common jujube), 1159 nucleotides. Its product is annotated as RNA-binding protein Y14-like. Gene Ontology annotation, cellular component: exon-exon junction complex; nucleus; cytoplasm. The transcript has 4 exons. Bases 382 to 876 code for a protein of 164 amino acids. Gene Ontology annotation, biological process: RNA splicing. NCBI's taxonomy places the organism in Eukaryota, Viridiplantae, Streptophyta, Magnoliopsida, Rosales, Rhamnaceae. The record is from RefSeq and is a predicted model, not a curated record. Gene Ontology annotation, molecular function: mRNA binding.